Aspergillus homomorphus CBS 101889 is the source of this 1074-nucleotide messenger RNA. RefSeq names its product NAD(P)-binding protein. NCBI's taxonomy places the organism in Eukaryota, Fungi, Ascomycota, Eurotiomycetes, Eurotiales, Aspergillaceae. The record is from RefSeq and is a predicted model, not a curated record. The transcript is spliced from 5 exons. Gene Ontology annotation, molecular function: zinc ion binding; oxidoreductase activity. Bases 1 to 1035 code for a protein of 344 amino acids.
AUGGUUGACAUUCAACUCACCACCGGGCGAGCUCUAGUCUCUUACGGUCCUUCCAAGGAUGGAGGCUGGAAGCUGCGCGACGUUGCUCUGCGACCCAUCCGCGUCUGCCAAGCUGACCUGCAUUUCGCCGGGCUGGAAAGUGGCCACGGCGUGCAUUAUCCGCGGGUGAUGGGCCACGAAGGAGCGGGAUACGUCCGACAGGUCGGACCCGGUGUCACUACAGCACACGUCGGCGACCCAGCCCUCAUGUCUUUCUCCUCUUGCCAGACAUGCCGGUGCUGUCGCCGUGGCCACCCCGCCCACUGCCACAAUUUCGACCCCAUCAACUUCGAGUCGACGUGCACGGACCGCGUCUUCUGGGAGGAGGGAGCAACAACACCACAAACACGCGAACCAGACAUCUUCGGCCGAUUCUUUGGACAAUCGAGUUUCGCUAGUUGGACGAUCGUGCAAGAGUCCGCGGUGAUCAAUGUGGCGGGCAUGACGGGAGCAGGAGCGGUUCUCAAUGCGGCGGGCGCACGGCGUGAUGAUACGGUCGCGGUGCUUGGAUUGGGAGGGGUGGGCUUGAGUGCCGUGAUGGGCGCGCGCAUCGCUGGUUGUCAGACGAUUAUCGGGAUCGCCCGGAACGAGGCCCGUCUCAAGCUGGCCCUCGAGCUGGGAGCAACGCAUGUGGUUCGGAUUGACCCCGAUGCAGAUCUCAGCCUCGUCACGCAGGCUGUGCGUGCGCUCACCGGUGGGCUUGGGGUCGAUGUCACGCUGGAGACUACAGGGGUGCUGGAGCUGGUGGCCGAGGCGGUUGAUAUGACGGUCAACAAGGGCAAGAUUGUGCAGCUGGGGGCAGCGCCCGAAACGGCGACUGUCAUUAUCCCGAUCCACGAGUUCAUGGUGGCGGGAAAAGUGUUCAUGGGUGUCGUGGAGGGGGAUGUGGUUCACCGAGAGUUCGUGCCGAAGAUGAUUGGGUUUGGUAAAAACUUUGAGGAGGCGAUCCGGAAUAUGAAGAGUGGAAGGACGAUCAAGCCGAUUCUUCUGUGGUAGCUAGUUUGAUUUCUGGCAGAAUAAAUGCUCAGAGGCCCC